GUCCCACCAUGGUGGCGGUGUGGGCAAAGGUUACAAAGGCGACGGCAAAGGCAAGGGCAAGGGCAAGGACUUCAGCAGCGACCAAGUGCCCGAGGAUCGGCGCAGCGAGCUGUGCGACCAGCUCGAGGCCUUCCUCCAGGGCCCGGACCCCCACCUGGAGAUGCCUCCCACUGUGACCGGGCUGGAGCGGAAGUUCCUCCAUGAGCAGGCUGAACUGCGGGGCCUCACGACGCAGUCGUUUGGCCAGGGGAGGGAGCGGUACAUCUGCAUCUUCAAGCAGGAGCGAAGUGUCGAGGGGCCCGUGGCGGAGGAGAGGGAGGGCGAUGCGGUCGAGCAGGCCUCCUACACGGGCGUUUUCCUCGACACUCGGAGCCGCGGAGCGCUCCUCCAGUUCUGCGCCAGCUCAGUCCCGGGUGGGGUGCCCCACCAUUGGAGUCAGUUCUGCGACCACAUGACGAUCUGCGUCGGCGCCUUGAGCAAUCCGAAGACAGAGGACUACCGUUCCGUGGCCGACACGGUGCAAAAGCAGAUUGCCAAGUACCGCGAGGGCCAGGAGUUUGAGCUCAAGGUCGUCUCGGUGGGCAAAGACGAUCAUGUGCUGGCGGUCGGCGUCAUCGGCUGCACCUCCUGCAACCGGAAUCCACACAUCACCGUGGCCACCGCGCCGGGGUAUCCACCCAACACCAGCAACAACAUCAAGAAGUGGACGAUGAUAUCUGCAGAUGAGCAGUUCACGCUCACAGGGGUGCUCAGGCAGCAUCAGCAGGAGGGCCAGAAGCGGCGGGAACGCGCACGCGACGACGGGAAGACCGCCUCGCAGCAACGCCCGCAGAGGCCCGAGGCCAAGACGUCCAGCUGGCAUGGCCGGUCGUUCAAGCUGCGCCUGCACUGCGAACCUGGGCAGAGCCCGACGCCUGAGGCGACCUCCUGGUUCGGCCUUGGCGAGCGACCUGAGACCGGCCAGCGGAAUGCCCUGAUGGAUGGCUUCAGCCACGAAGCCGCCGCGCGCUUCACCUUUCAUCAGGUGGGCGUGACUGCCGGAAAUGAGCUGUUGAACCCCAGUACGCUGCCUCCCGGGGUGGUCAUGACCGCCAAGGUUCCUGUCUACACGCUUGAAGGCGCCCUGUGCUUCCGCCCCGAUGCCGAGUGGGUGCGGGAGGUGGACGAGGGGCCCGGGCCAGAAUACUUCGUCGAUGGCGCCGAUUCCGAGGGGUCAGUGUUUGCCUUCCUCCCCCUCGAGGCAGGUACCCAUCGUCCUCGGCCGGGUGGUGAACUCCUUGGGCAGGACGCCUUCUACGGAAUCUACUACAUGGAGCGGGCUGGAGACAAGGACACGUAUGGAUACUGGAAUCAGGGGGACUGGCCGGUCUACAUGAUUGAAGGCCAACUUUGCCGUGCCAGUGAUGAGUGCAACCCGCCCCUGCAAGUGCACGUGGAGUUCGAUCAGUACAAAUUCAUCAGUUUGGAGUUCGCUUGCAAGGAGGACACGAUCCUGGCCACCGCCCGAGGGAUGAGUGGCGACCUGCUGCUUGAGGUUGUCCUCGAUCGCACGGAGACCCUCCGUGGCUUGCACAAGAAAGUGAAGCAGGAGCUCUACAAGCAGCACCCCGACACGCCAGCGGGAAUUUGCCUCACCCUGACGGGUGCGGAGGGACAGCUGCUGUCGCCGCCGCCUCCUCCCUCUGAGCCGGACCAGAAACUCCUUGACUUCCUUUGA
Messenger RNA from Symbiodinium natans, 1717 nucleotides. Lineage: Eukaryota; Dinophyceae; Suessiales; Symbiodiniaceae. The record is from the annotation of a GenBank genome assembly.